AUGGCAGCCGACAGAAAUCUAACAUUCAAUACGCCCCAUUUCAGCAUAAAUGAUCGUGACUACUCAAAUGAAGAUAUAUCACGAGAUGAAACCACAAGAAAUCCAUUUGCCGAUGAGGACGCUGAACUCUCAUCGCAUUCAACUGGCUCACCAAAACAACAAGGGUCAUAUGAUUUCCAACAACCACAACUGCAACGUUUAGCUGAUCAUAAUGCUAGUAAUAACGGACUAGAUUCGUAUGGUAACGCUUUCCUGUCACAUGGAGGGUACUAUACCAAUGGUGGAAGUACUAAUCUACUCAUGCAUGAAACUUCAAGCUCAGAUGAGUCUAGAGCUUUGAAUAGAGACUAUGACCGAUUAAAUCCAUCGAGUCCUGCUGAAUUUGACAGAUAUCCUUCAAUGGCAGGAUCAAGAGUUGUAUCAUCAGCUUCAUUGGCAUCACAAAUGUACCAACAUCAAGAAAAGGACAAGAGUGGCACAAACAACUAUCAUAUUUCACAAUCAUCAUCGUCAAACUCGUUAAAUGAUUCCGAUUCACAAAGCUCAAGUCCUUAUCCUAAUGAUUUUUCUCCGUUUGGUGGAUAUCCUGCAUCAUCAUUCCCCUUGAGUAUUGAAGAUAAAGAACCCGACGACUACUUGCAUAACCCUGACCCAGUUGUCGAUGCUCAAUACGAAAAGAAUAGAUUCCUAUAUGACUUGAAGAAUAUGGACAAACGAUCAUUGGGGGGAUUAUUGGGGUUGAUUGCAUUGGCAAUUUGUGCUCUUGCCGUUUUUGUCGUAUUACCGGUAUUGACUUAUUCAGGGGCAACACAGCACUAUCAUCCUGAAUCGUAUGAAGUCUUGACAGGUUAUGAAUACCCAAUGUUGAGUGCAAUUCGAACAGACUUGGUUGAUCCAGACACGCCAGAAGAUGCAUUAACUUUGGAAUCUAAGAGCGGCGAUAAAUGGAAAUUGGUAUUCAGUGAUGAGUUUAACGCUGACGGCAGAACUUUCUACGAUGACGAUGAUCAAUUUUUCGUUGCACCUGAUAUCCAUUAUGAUGCUACUAAGGAUUUGGAAUGGUACGAUCCUGAUGCAGUCACCACAGCCAAUGGAACUUUAGUGCUCACUAUGGAUGCUUUCAAGAACCACGACUUGUUUUACCGUUCAGGUAUGCUUCAAUCGUGGAAUAAAUUAUGCUUUACUCAGGGAAGAAUCGAAAUAUCAGCAAGAUUGCCCAAUUAUGGUACUGUUUCUGGAUUGUGGCCGGGUCUUUGGACAAUGGGUAACUUGGGAAGACCUGGUUAUUUGGGGUCAACUGAUGGUGUUUGGCCAUAUUCAUAUGAUUCAUGUGAUGCCGGUAUCACGCCCAAUCAAUCCUCACCCGAUGGGAUUUCCUACCUACCAGGACAAAGGUUAAACAAAUGUACCUGUUCGGGAGAGUCACAUCCAAAUCCAGGAACAGGAAGAGGAGCACCGGAAAUCGAUGUAAUUGAAGCUGAAAUCAUGACCACUACUGAGGCCGGUAAACUGAAUAAUGGUGUUGCUUCACAAUCACUACAAUUGGCCCCCAUGGAUAUCUGGUAUUAUCCAGACUACGACUAUAUUGAGAUCUACAAUUACUCAAUCACAACCAUGAACACCUAUACCGGUGGUCCCUUCCAGCAAGCUUUUUCCGCCACAACCACAUUGAACAUUACAUGGUACGAAAGGGGAGACGGGUUGGAGCAUAACUACCAAAGAUUUGGCUUUGAGUUGCUCAACGACGAUGAUGAUGGGUACUUGCGCUGGUAUGUUGGCCGAGAUCCCACACUCACUGUCCACUCCAAGUCAUUACAUCCAAACGGAAAUAUUGGCUGGAGACCGUUGUCGAAGGAGCCCAUGAGUAUUAUUAUGAACUUUGGUAUCUCAAACAAUUGGGCUUACAUCGACUGGAACAGUCUUGUAUUCCCAGCACAUUUCCACAUAGAUUACGUUAGAAUAUACCAACCAGAAGAUGCUAUUAAUGUCGGUUGCGAUCCAGAGGACUAUCCAACUUACGAUUACAUUCAAGAACAUUUGAAUCUUUACGAGAAUCCGAACAUCACAUCAUUUGAAGAUGGAGGGUAUUCAGUCCCCCAAAACAAGCUUAUUGGGUGUUGA
Lodderomyces margitis is the source of this 2121-nucleotide messenger RNA. RefSeq names its product beta-glucan synthesis-associated protein (gene KRE6). The record is from RefSeq and is a predicted model, not a curated record. NCBI's taxonomy places the organism in Eukaryota, Fungi, Ascomycota, Pichiomycetes, Serinales, Debaryomycetaceae. Gene Ontology annotation, biological process: (1->6)-beta-D-glucan biosynthetic process; fungal-type cell wall organization. Gene Ontology annotation, cellular component: plasma membrane; endoplasmic reticulum membrane. Bases 1 to 2121 code for a protein of 706 amino acids. Gene Ontology annotation, molecular function: glucosidase activity. The transcript has a single exon.